This is a messenger RNA of Nannizzia gypsea CBS 118893, 657 nucleotides long. Its product is annotated as J domain-containing protein spf31. Bases 1 to 657 code for a protein of 218 amino acids. The record is from RefSeq and is a predicted model, not a curated record. NCBI's taxonomy places the organism in Eukaryota, Fungi, Ascomycota, Eurotiomycetes, Onygenales, Arthrodermataceae. The transcript has 3 exons.
AUGGCUGCAGAUGAGGAGCUUGAUGCUCUUGAUUCACUGAACUCACUGGAGAAGGAAGCUUCAGAGUUCAACAAGGAUGCAGAGAUCGAUCGCAUAAGGAAGGCCUUUCAACUCGAUGCCUACGCGGUACUCGAUCUCCAGCCCGGAGUCCCAGACUCCGAUAUAAAAGUCCAAUAUCGAAAAAAGUCUCUACUCAUUCACCCCGAUAAAACCUCCAACCCAGCUGCCCCAGAUGCCUUUGACAGACUUAAAAAAGCGCAGACAGCUCUCCUCGAUGAAAAGCAGCGAGCACAUCUAGACGAAUGCAUAGCGGACGCGCGACGAUUGCUAAUUAGAGAACAUAAAUAUACACUUGAUUCACCAGAGCUCAAGACGGAAAAGUUUAAAGAGGAAUGGAGGAAGAAAACUGUGUUUGUCUUGCUGGAGGAAGAAGCUAGGCGUCGGAGACAGUUGAAGGGUAGGAUGCAGGAGGAAGGAAGGGAGAAGAAGAGGGAAGAGGAAGAGCUGGAGGCAAGAAAGCGGAAAAGAGAUGAUGAAAAGGCGUGGGAAGAGUCGAGGGAUACGCGUAUUGGGAGUUGGAGGGACUGGCAGAAGGGUAGAAAAGGUGGUGAUAAGGGAGAAGGGAAGAAAAAGAAGAAAAUGAAGGUGUUGGGAUAG